AUGGCUCGGAAGUCCCUGGUCCUGCUGCCAUGGCUGGUCCUGGCGCUGCUGGUGCUGGGGUGGGUCCAGCCUUCUCUGGGCAAGGAAUCGCCGGCCAUGAAGUUCCAGCGGCAGCACAUGGACUCCGGCAGCUCCCCAGGCAACAACUCCAACUACUGCAACCAAAUGAUGAUGCGCCGAAAAAUGACCCAGGGACGGUGCAAGCCAGUGAACACGUUUGUGCACGAGUCCCUGGAAGAUGUCAAGGCCGUCUGCUCCCAGAAAAACGUCCACUGCAAGAAUGGGAAGACCAACUGCUAUGAGAGCAACUCCACCAUGUACAUCACAGAGUGCCGCGAGACGGGCAGCUCCAAGUACCCCAACUGUGCCUACAAGACCAGCCAGAAGGAGAAACACAUCAUCGUGGCCUGUGAGGGGGACCCGUAUGUGCCAGUCCACUUUGACGGUUCUGUGUAG
This is a messenger RNA of Lipotes vexillifer (Yangtze River dolphin), 456 nucleotides long. RefSeq names its product ribonuclease A family member 1, pancreatic (gene RNASE1). Gene Ontology annotation, molecular function: RNA nuclease activity; nucleic acid binding. The record is from RefSeq and is a predicted model, not a curated record. The coding region runs from base 1 to 456 and encodes 151 amino acids. NCBI's taxonomy places the organism in Eukaryota, Metazoa, Chordata, Mammalia, Artiodactyla, Lipotidae. The transcript has a single exon. Gene Ontology annotation, biological process: defense response to Gram-positive bacterium.